UUAAAGUUCUUUGGGAUUAACUAGCUUGCCGGUAGUGUCGUCUAGGCUCUUUCACCACAUAUAUGCAACAGACAGGUAUAAGAUAUAUUGAUUACCAUAAAUACCUGGUACUUUCUGAGAGGUGAUGACAAGUCAACGCGAUCAUUUGGGAUCAGUGUACAAUGGGGAGGAGUGUUACUCGUCUGCGAUGGAUAACAGUAGAAAAGUUCUGAGGACAUUCACAGAGAACUUGCUUCAGUGUGUUGAUAAUCUGUUAAAACAAGAGGAUAAGAAUUCCAGGACGAUAUGUAUAGCUGAGUUUGGAGCUGCUGACGGAGGCGUGUCAUUGGAGCUCAUGGACACGGUAAUAGAUAAUAUCCACCAGAUGUCCAGUGAUCAACGGGAAGUUAUCCUUGUUUAUGAAGAUCAGUUGUUAAACGACUACAAUGUUCUAUUCCAGACGGUCCAUGCCAAGGAUUCGAACAUAUCUACUAAAUUAUCCACAAGAGAUCAAGUGCACGUUCUGGCAAGUGCGACCACCAUGUACCGGAAAUGCCUUCCAACAGGUUUUGUCGAUCUGGCUUUCUCGUCAAUGGCAAAUCACUGGCUCAGUCAAAGACCCUGCCCUAUCCGGGGCGGGUUAUUCCAGAGUGACUGUGACAUGGAGGAACUUGAAGCAUUUCGACACCAGUGGCAGACUGAUUGGAUACAGUUCCUAUCCUGUCGGUCUCUGGAACUCCGACCGGGAGGGUACAUGAUGGUGAUUUCAUUCGUAUUUAAUGACAAUGGGCAGAAAAAGGCCGUUGAGGAGGACUUGCAUGAUGUCUACACUAAAACCUGGAAAGAGUUUUGGCAAAAUGGAAAAAUCACUGAGGAAGAGUUUGUGAGCAGCUCGAGUUUUACCUACAAACCAACCAUGGCCGAGCUCUUGCAACCAUUCAACACUGACAUGAAAGGUUCUCUGUCUUUAGUUGAGUUUACCCAGAAAGAUGUGGAAGUAAUACCAGGAGUAGAAAGAGGCGCAGGGUCCGACGACCUAGAAGUAUUUGUGGACAAAACCCUGAGGUAUGCGAAGCCUUGGCUAUAUAAUAUCCUCAAGGCAGGACUGUCCCCAGGGCGAAAGGAGGCUGAAAAAUGCAGAAUUUUUGAUGACUAUUUCCAGACACUUCGCGGUAUCCUCCUGCAGAGGACCACAUUUUGUCCCUUAGUUUACAAAAUAGCUUGCGUGAUAGCCAAACGUACCUGUUUGUAAGAAGUCGCAUAGCCGAUCAUGUACUGAUCACUAUAAAACCAUUAUGGUUUAGUUCAUCACUAAACAAAAUCAUUGAAUCAUUGCUUAAAAAGAUCAAUAUCAAGAGAAUAACUUGUUUAGUCAGACAGGAGCCUCUACCAUCAUGAUUGUAUUGGUUUAAUAUCUUAGAAUAUCCAUGUUUCUUUUUUAACCGGACAAGAGUUGCAUUUUCCCCCUUAACAAUGACUUUGCGCUAGUUAAAUGUUUUUCAUACUAUUUAAAAAUUGAAAUUAAUAUUACUCAGUGCUAACAAAAUUGUAAAUCUUAAAAUAUAUAAAAUUAUGGCUAAAUAUGACAAAGAAUAUUACCUAUCAACUCUUGAUAAA
Mizuhopecten yessoensis (Yesso scallop) is the source of this 1596-nucleotide messenger RNA. Its product is annotated as gibberellic acid methyltransferase 1-like. Gene Ontology annotation, biological process: methylation. The record is from RefSeq and is a predicted model, not a curated record. Bases 125 to 1231 code for a protein of 368 amino acids. NCBI's taxonomy places the organism in Eukaryota, Metazoa, Mollusca, Bivalvia, Pectinida, Pectinidae. The transcript is spliced from 9 exons. Gene Ontology annotation, molecular function: S-adenosylmethionine-dependent methyltransferase activity.